AAUGGCUCAAGAGGAGGUGCGGAUCUCUCUGGAACCAGCAGAUGAGAAAGUUGUGUCAGCUCCAACGUUUGUUGUGACCGAGCGUAGAGAGUGGAAAGAGACUAGGGACUGUUUCAUUUGUGGGGAGACUGGUCACCUGAAGUGGUACUACCGAAUUCGUGGUAGAGGCAGGGGAUAUAACAGAGGGGGAAGUAGCAGGAUGUCAGGAGGUAGAGGUGGAUACUCAAGACGUCAAACUGCUAGAGGUAGAGGAGGACACACCGGAAACUACGGUGGUCAGAGUGCACACAUGGCGACUGAAGUGGAUAAUGUGACGUCAAAGGAUGCAGAAGUGGAUGGUGCUGCCUAUGGAAACUUUGCUAACUUGGUCUCCAUGGAUGAAGGAGCGGGAGACGAGGCAGAUGGUUGGGACUGGCACCAGGCGUAAGGGGCUCUGGUAUGUGGAAAAAGGGGUGCAUCCAGAGUUCGUGUAUGCUGCAACCAUG
This is a messenger RNA of Lolium perenne, 485 nucleotides long. NCBI's taxonomy places the organism in Eukaryota, Viridiplantae, Streptophyta, Magnoliopsida, Poales, Poaceae. The record is from RefSeq and is a predicted model, not a curated record.